This is a messenger RNA of Rhinolophus ferrumequinum (greater horseshoe bat), 3763 nucleotides long. It is a transcript of the gene ZNF200, whose product is annotated as zinc finger protein 200. The coding region runs from base 269 to 1453 and encodes 394 amino acids. The transcript has 5 exons. NCBI's taxonomy places the organism in Eukaryota, Metazoa, Chordata, Mammalia, Chiroptera, Rhinolophidae. The record is from RefSeq and is a predicted model, not a curated record.
UGCUGAGGUGCCCGGCCUCCCAGAAGGCACCGCGUCUCUGCCGUGCUCUGCUACUGACGGCGGCCUGUGAGGACACUUGGAAGGGCGAGGGGAGGGGUCGGUCUCCCACGCCUAGUUUCCCGUUCGUCCCGGAGCCUGGGUCUCUGGGCUGCCCUCACCGAACGCCCAGGUGUGACAGAGCCUCCGAAAGCUUUCUGACAGAUUUCUUCAGUAAGAGGUGGCUUUCGAAGCUCUGCAGAAACGAGUGUGGUGUGUGAUUCAAGGUACAAUGGCUGCAAAAGUGUUUCCUAUGUCCUCAAAGCCAAAGCAGUCUUUUAUACUGAGAGUUCCUCCAAACUCCAAGCUGGGCCAAGACCUACUUCGAGAUGCUACUAGCGGGCCCAAGACCAUCCACCAGCUGGUUCUGGAGCACUUCCUCACCUUCUUGCCCAAGCCAGGCCUGGCCCAGCCCAGUAAGAAAGUCAAGGAGACCUUGGUUAUCAUGAAGGAUGUGAGCUCAAACUUUCAGAACAGAGUGCAUCCUCGUCCCUUAGUGAAGCUUCUGACCAGAGAAGGCAUCCAGCAAAAACAGGAGACAGGGUCUCUGUGUUUGAAAGCUGAGCCUGAGGAGCUGGUGGUCUUUGAGGAUUUAAAUGUAUUUCACUCCCAAGAAGAAUGUGUGAGCCUGGAUCCUACUCAACAGCCCACCUCAGAGAAGGAAGACAGUGUUGGGGAGAUGAUGUUACUAGUCAAUGACAGUAAUCCUAAGGGUGAAGAUCAUAGAGAAAAGUCUUCAGAUUGUGAUGAAAUGGAUUGUUCAGUGGUCUCUGAGCCGCCUCCAGAUUGCCAUAAAGAAAAAAGACUAAACACAUCCAUUCCAAAGGAAAGGAAAGUGAGAAAUCUUUUAGUUACUAUUGAAAAUGAUACUCCACUAGAGGAACUCUCCAAAUAUGUUGAUAUCAAUGUUAUUGCACUUACCCGAAAUAGGAGAACAAGAAGAUGGUACACAUGUCCACUGUGUGGAAAACAGUUUAAUGAAAGUUCUUACCUUAUUUCCCACCAGAGGACUCACACUGGAGAAAAACCUUAUGACUGUAGUCACUGUGGGAAAAGCUUCAAUCAUAAAACAAACCUUAAUAAACAUGAACGAAUCCAUACAGGAGAGAAACCUUACUCAUGUUCUCAGUGUGGAAAAAAUUUUCGACAGAAUUCUCAUCGGAGUCGCCAUGAAGGAAUCCAUAUAAGGAAGAAGAUAUUUAAGUGUCCAGAAUGUGGGAAAACCUUCCCAGAGAACAAAGAAUUUGUGCUUCAUCUGCAGAGUCAUGUGGCUGAGAGGCCAUAUGAUUGCAAAAAAUGUGGAAGAAGAUUUGGUCGACUGUCAAACUGUACCCGGCAUGAAAAAACCCACUUAGCAUGUAAGACCCGAAAGCAGAAAUGGGGUCGGGAAAGGUCUGAUGGUCCUGCCUCGACCUGAAAUGUUUCAUAAGGAAUUCUGAAUUUCCAGGCUGUCUGAAAAGAUACAGAUAUGUGAAAACCUCAUAAUAGCCAAAACUAGAUAAAUACCCAUCUUGGCUGAAACCUCAAAGUUUUAGAAAAUUAACAGAAGAAAACAUCCUCAAGGGCUAUACCUCGGUUAGCAUCUAGGCUUUUUGGACUAAGGAGCUUUCUUUUGUGAACUUACACAACAAUGUACAGGUCACAGAUCCCUUCCUCGAGAACGGCUUUGAAAUGAGUCUGGAGGCUGCUUACCUGCAAGGUGAACAGAGUGACUCUUGUGUACUGAAAGUAUAUCCAUUUUCCCCCCCACAUAUGAAUUCACACUUGAGAAAAGAGAAACAAUGCAAAGGUGGUUCCCCUGAAAGAACCAAUCUAUUGAUUGGUUAAGCGAACAGCUUCUAUUGGCAAUAGGUAUAACCUUCAAAGAACACCCUGUUAAAGCUUGAGUGUUAAAAGGGAUUGUUUACUUUGGAAUGUAGGAAAAUAUGGCAGUUGAAUAUCAAAGGCUUACUCUGUCAUUUGUAUGUGAUCUAAACUAACAAUUUCAGUAACGUUUGGUAUUUAUGGUAAAAAGUGACUGUUUUACAGAAAUUCCCACAACAUAAUUUUAAAAUGUCUACUUUUCUUACUGUUUCUUGUUCAGCUAGUAAUUGCUCAGUCAGCUCUCUCAUGCCUUUCCUGUGCCACAGAAGUUCAGAUUGCUCAGGCCCAGCCACCCAGCCCCACUACUGGAAAAAGCUCUUCAGAAUCUUUCCCUCUGCUGAGCCAAGAAAAAAACUUGCUAGGAAGGAAACCCCAAGAGCCUGAAAAGGAAGAGGAAGACAUUGCACGGAUCCAUGGCUGUUCAAAAACUUUACCAUAUGCUUAAUUCCCCUCUAGGCAGUUAUCAGACCUUUGGCAAUGGGUGGUCACUACCUCAACAAGCAAAGUUUUAUUUUUAGAAAUGUCGCCAGUGGCUAGCUCACACUGCCCCUCAAGAGACAGGAUUCCAGUGUUUUCAUUGUAGUGGAUGUUUGUUCUUGUUGGCCUCCCAAUAUCCAGACUUUCCUGACUUGUCUGCCCAGAGGCCAAGCCAGGGGUGCCUUCAUGGGACCGAUCCUGUAGUUAGUGAUUUUAAGAAUUCUUGAUCAGUUUUGCUCUUUUUAGGUUUCCAGAUUUUUACAUUGGUAUUUUGAUUGGAAUAAUCUAAUCCUAUAAACUACUUGGAAAAAAUUAACUUUACAAAUUUUGUUUCCCAUCCAGAAACAUGCCUUUUCAUUUACUGGAGUCUUCCUUAGUAAGUUUUUCUAAUUUUCCUCGAGUAAAUAUUUUGUUACUGUAAAUAGAUUUUUUUCAUUUUUAUAGUUAUUGCUGUUAUGAGUUAUUUUUAAUUAUAUAUUUGUGAAACUAGACACCUCACUGAAUGUUCUUAAUUUUCAAUAAUUUCUCAGUCCUGUUGUAAUUUGUGGUCAAAAAUUACACCAUCUACAAAAUAGUUUUGUUUCUUCAUUUCUGCCUAUUGCUCUUUUUUGUUAUUUUUUAAACAUGCAGCCCUAAGCUUCGUUUUGGUACAAAACAUUGUAUGGUACAGUGUAGGCCUCAGUCCUAACUUUAAAAACAACAAAAACCAGCACAUAAAGACCACAGAGAAACUGUCCUUUAUCUACUUUGUUUUUCAAGCCUAUAGUACCCUUUCAAACCAGGGACAAAACUGGCUGCCAACGUAUUCUCUUAUUCCUCAAGAAGUCUAGACAUGGUCCACUGGGUUAUUGCACAGAGGACCUGCCUGCACACCUAGAAAACAAAGGCUGCAUGGUGCCAGGCAGUGACCAGAGAAGGUGGGGGUCCCUGGUUCUGCCCUAGUGAGAGAUGGUCUCAAAGGCAUGUGGAUGGGUGAUGCUCCCACAACUCAAACUCUCUCCUCACACCUGGGAGGUGCCCUCUGUGUCCCAGGCUUUGGUGUGCACAAGGGCCCAUGAGAUCAAGGUCAUGGGCCCCUAAUAUUCCAGGAGAGCGGAGCCUGGACAGGUCAGACUUCCCCCUGCCUGCCCCACCACACCUGGGAGGGGCUGGAGGGAAGUGCCCUUCACCCCUGCAUUGGAGCACAGGGCUGGGACCUAGGGUCAGCUGCCCCCAAACAUGUAAGCACCAGACAUGAUAAAAAUUAGAAAUCAAUGAAAUUAAAAAUGGAAUCAAUAGAGAAAGUCAAAAUCAAAAGCUGUUUUUUGAAAAGGUCAAUAGAAUUGAUAAAUUACCUCACCAGGAUAAUCAACAAAAGAGAAGGCACAAAUUACAAUCAGAAAUGAAA